AUAGACUAGUAAAGCAUUUCUCAAAUAAGUAUGCAAAUAAGUGUGGGCUACUUGCGAUACAAGGAUCGGUAGUUUCUAUUUUUGAGAAAGGAUCGAUUAUCCAUUUCCAUUGAUGAUCCUGGUUUGUUAAAUUUUUCUCCUUCACUUUCUCUUUCUCUGCUCUCUUCUUCGUGGUAGGGUUUCCAAUGGAGGACGAGGACAAGGAGAGGAAGAAGCAGAAGAACUAUCCGCCUCUGCCUUCCAACUACGUCACGCUCGUUCACCUCCAGCAACAAUGGCUCAAAGAGAAAGAGCGGAAGCAGAGAGAUAAGGAAGAAGAGGAAGAACGGCAACGAAAGCUUGAGCUACAAAAAAAGCUUGAGGAAGAACAGAAGCGAAAGCUUAGACCUCGGGGUCUUAAAGGAGGGACUCGCAUCGAUUACGAGCGGGCGCGUGGGAAUCGGAAGUCAUAUUGGCAACCAAAUCGCCGGGAGGUGGAGGUGAGCCCUGCGAAGUCCGAGGAAGCGGAGGUUGUUGAUACGGUGAAUGUGAGUGCUGAGCAGGAGCAAAAGAGCGAGGAAUCGAAGGAGUCGGCGCGUGGGUAUCGGAAGUCAUAUUGGCAACGAAAUCGCCGGGAGAUGGAGGUGAGCCCUGCGAAGCCCGAUGAAUCGGAGGUUGUAGCGGUGGUUAUUGAUACGGUUAAUGUGAGUGCUGAGCAGGAGCAAAAGAGCGAGGGAUCGAAGGAGCCGGCGCGUGGGUAUCGGAAGUCAUAUUGGCAACGAAAUCGCCGGGAGAUGGAGGUGAGACCUGCGAAGCCCGAUGAAUCGGAGGUUGUAGCAGUGGUUAUUGAUACGGUUAAUGUGAGUGCUGAGCAGGAGCAAAAGAGCGAGGGAUCGAAGGAGCCGGCGCGUGGGACACGGAAGUCAUCUGGGCGACAAUAUCACCGGAGGGUGGAGGUUAGCCCUGCGAAGCCCGAGGAAUCGGAGGUUGUAGCGGUGGUGGCUGAGACGGUGAAUGUGAGUGCUAAGCAGGAGCAAAAGAGCAAGGAAUCGAAGGAGGAGGAGGAGAAAAAAGAGUGGAGGGGGAAGGAGAAGAAGACGCGGAAGAAGAAGGGGGGAAUGAAUCACAGGGCAAAGAAGGAGGAAGAAGAGAAGAAGGAGGUGACGGACGGUAUGGCAAACGCCCCUCGCGUGAUUAGCGAGAAGGAGAAUGCUCCAGCGAAAAGGGGCGGUGAAUCGAAGGGAACGAAGAGUGAAUUCAGGCGUAGGACAGAGAGUGGGGAUCAGAAGGCGGAGAUUGAACGGAGAUUUGGGGAUUUAUCGAUAAACAGUGGGAUAGAAAGUGUAAAUGUUAGGGCAGAGGAGAAAGAGGAGAAGAAGGAGGCGACAGACGGUAUUGGGAUAGAAAGAGUGAAUGUUAGAGCGACUAGGCUGAACAUUCACUCUCACCGGGUUGUUAAUCGCGGUAACAGGGAGUACAUUAACAGGGGUCAUAGGGCUUCUGGUGCUCGCUGGGAAGUACGAAACCAAAGCGGUGUUGGAAGGGUUUGGGUGAGGAAAGGAGAGAUUCCUGAUUGUAAUGCUGGUGGGGUUCGGAGCUCCAAGUGAUUGGAGUGGUUGGAAAUGCUUUGCGGUUUUGUGGAGUGGUGCUGAGUCUGGGAGAAAUUUUGAGCUUAAAGUGAAAUCGGAAAAGUAACAGUUGCCAAAAAUCAAUGCAGAAGAUGAUCUAUUAUUAGCAACAAAUUAUACUACCCUCUGAAAUUGUAUUGUUAAACAUGAAACAAUUUUAUGCUGUAGCUACCCUUUUACAUGGUUUUCUUCUGAAAAAUAGUACUUCUUGUGAAAGAAUGGCAUAAACUCAAUAACU
Molecule: messenger RNA, 1845 nt
Organism: Corylus avellana
Lineage: Eukaryota; Viridiplantae; Streptophyta; Magnoliopsida; Fagales; Betulaceae
Source: RefSeq, a predicted model, not a curated record